GGGAUGGUGGCGCCACUUAGAGAAGGACCUUCACCCGCUUCUCAGCGCACAGUGCGGGAGAAGAGCAGGGCGAGCUCGCUGCGUCGGCACCGCCUGCUGCACAACUUUGACUCCCGGGCGUCUUUAACAACAGCGGGGCAGGCAGGCGGAAAACGUCCCCAUCGCUACAGCAGCAAGAAUCGUGAAGGUGUGUUUUCCUAAGAGACACGGGCUUUCCUGUACUUCUUGCUUAGAAGUUACCUCUGGUCUCUGUAUGGGGAAGAAUUGGAGAAGCAGCGGCAUCUGUAGGCUCAAGAAGAUGCUGUUGCCAGAAUUCCUUCAGCUGCUGCUGCUGCUCAAAAUGGGGCUGAUAAGUAGAGCCAUGGAUGUGUGUCCAUCCCUUUGUGACUGCUCCGAUUGGGACCGCUUCAAAAUCACCUGCACAGAGAUCCAUUACAUCCCCAACCUACCACAAGGCAUACAGACUUUGAGAUUUAUAGAAACCCAUCUAAGAAGAAUACCUAGAGAAGCAUUCUCCAAUCUCCCCAACAUCACAAAAAUCUAUAUCUCCAUAGAUGCAGCUCUGCACAUGCUGGAAGCUGAUUCUUUCAGCAAUUUAAGCAAGGUUAUCCAUAUAGAAAUUCGAAAUGCUAGAAACCUCAGUUACAUACAUCCUGAUGCCUUUAGGAAUCUUACACAGCUAAAAAACCUUGUGAUCUUGAAUACGGGGCUCAGCGUUUUUCCUGACCUCACCCACAUUUACUCAACUGAUGUGAAUUUUUUACUUGAAAUUGCUGAUAAUCCUCACAUGAAUUCACUGCCUCCGAAUGGAUUCCAUGGGCUGUGCAAUGAAUCCCUUACACUCAAACUCUACAAUAAUGGUUUCACAAAGAUAUCACCACAUGCAUUCAAUGGGACAAGGCUGGAUUCUGUAUACCUGCACAAGAAUAAAUAUCUAAGAAUAAUUGAUGAAGAUGCAUUUAUGGGUGUGCAGAGUGGACCAUCACUAUUGGAUGUCUCUCAGACUAGUAUUGUUACCCUGCCAACAAAAGGACUUGAAAACCUUAAAGAACUGAUGGCGCAAAAUACAUGGACACUGAAGAAAUUCCCUCCUAUAAAAACUUUUCCUCAUCUAAUUCGAGUGAAACUGUCAUAUCCAAGCCACUGUUGUGGGUUCAAGAAUUGGAAAAAAUCCAAAGGCAUUCUCGAGUUCCUGUUGUGCAACCAAACUAACAAUCACAACGUGCGCAAGAGAAGAUCUGCCAGUGCUGCCAGGGUCCCCUUUUACCAGGAUUACAUGGAAGAGGAUUCAGAUCAUACUGAUACUGCCUAUGAUGAGAAUACCAAAUUUAGAGAUGUUCAUGGAAAUUCUCAUUACUACAUCUUUUUUGAAGAGCAGGAUGAUAGAGAGAUGGGGUUUGGCCAAGAGCUGAAGAAUCUUCAAGAGGAGAACACCCCAGCAUUUGACAACCAUUAUGAUUACUUUAUCUGCGGAGGUAGUGAUGAUGUUGUGUGCACCCCAGAACCUGAUGAGUUCAAUCCCUGCGAAGACAUAAUGGGAUACAAAUCUCUAAGGAUUGUGGUAUGGUUUGUGAACUUGUUAGCUAUUCUGGGCAAUGCUUUUGUUCUCUUUAUUCUUCUCACCAGCCAUUAUAAGCUAACCGUCCCCCGUUUCCUGAUGUGUAACUUGGCUUUUGCUGAUUUCUGUAUGGGAUUAUACCUUCUCCUGAUUGCUUCAGUGGAUCUUUACACUAGAUCAGAGUACUAUAACCAUGCCAUUGACUGGCAGACUGGGUCAGGUUGUAACACUGCUGGCUUCUUCACGGUCUUUGCUAGUGAGUUGUCGGUCUUCACCUUGACUGCAAUCACCCUGGAGCGCUGGUACGCCAUCACCUUUGCCAUGCGGUUGGAUAAGAAAAUUCGCCUUUGGCAUGCUUUCGUUACAAUGUUGGUUGGUUGGCUGAUAUGUUUCCUUCUUGCCCUUCUGCCACUGCUUGGAGUAAGCAGUUAUGGAAAAGUCAGCAUCUGUCUUCCUAUGGACACCGAAACCCUUGUGGACCAAGUCUACAUUGUAAUUGUUUUAAUUUUGAACAUCAUCGCUUUCAUCAUAAUUUGUGCCUGUUAUAUAAAAAUCUAUAUCACUGUUAGAAAUCCACAGUACAAGUCAGGGGACAAAGAUAGUCUAAUUGCUAAAAGGAUGGCUGUGUUAAUUUUUACCGACUUCUUAUGCAUGGCUCCAAUCUCAUUCUAUGCUUUGUCUGCUAUAAUGAAUAAGCCCCUAAUAACUGUAAGCAAUUCAAAAAUCCUGCUGGUUCUUUUCUAUCCACUCAACUCCUGUGCUAACCCAUUCCUUUAUGUUAUCUUUACCAAGGCUUUCCGAAGAGAUGUUUUCAUCUUGCUCAGCAAGAUUGGUUUGUGUGAGCAUCAGGCUCAAAUCUACCGGGGCCAGACAGUCUCCCCUAAGAACAGCAGUGCCUCUUACAGCCAGAGGAAUAGCAGAGGGAUGGGUCAAAAUCUCAGAAACCUUCAAGAGUGCCAUCACGGCUUGUCUGAAAACUACCACCCAACAGUGAUGCUGUGUGCUCAAGGAACUAGGAAAGAUAGUAAGCUCACUGUAUUAUAGAACCUAUAAACAACAUAUGAUCAAGAAGACUUGGUUGGACUAGAAAUGAAAUGAGGAUGUUAGGACAGGGACAUAAGGUUCUCAUGGCCUCAGUGGUGUUUGAGAAUUUUUGAUGUGAUUAGGUUUCUCAUGAAUUUUGUGCAAGAGGGUGAUCUUGCGCAAUAGUGGCACUAUCAUGGGUCUGUAUGGGACAGCAUAGUAGAAAGAAUUAUUCGGGUCUGUGCACAGUUGAUCUUACCACCCCAUCCCUGAGGUGGCUCAUAUCCGUGUGUGUAUGUGUGCAUGCACACACACAGAAGCAUGCCCCUCGGACACUCCUCUAUUCAGGUGGUGGGGGAGCUAGACCAGGUAUUCACUUUCCUUCCUGCUCAUCCUUUCUCUCAUAGGAUAACAAUUUUCUGGCUGAUACAAAGCAGUAAAUGAACAAGAAGGGACAUCUGUUUGAACUAUGUGCCAGUUUUUAAAGAAGUGUAGUAAUUGAAAUAUAUAAUUAAAUUUAUUUUUAUAUAUAAGCCAAUGGGGUUGCUCCCGACAGUGAUUAGUGGUGUGAAUUACACAGUGGUUGGGGUUUGCUCAUUUGCUUGGUGGGGAUGGGGAGUGUGAGGAGUGUCACUGGAGCUAUAAUUUGACACUUGUUUAAAAUCACCAUGUCCACCUCCCCUCAAAAAAAAAGAAGACAGGUUUGAAGAGUGGAGAAGGAACGUACAAAUGACCAAGAUUCUGUCAGAUGCUAUAAUAAUAGAAAUCAGAUAAAUCAGGAACAUCCUGAAUUUAUAGAGCUCUUUCACAGAAAAAGGUAGAGCUAGAACAAAUGGAAAAACUAGAGAAAACACAAGGACACUAUGAAGUGGAGACUUUAAAGACAUCUUUCUUUCAAUGAAUGUUAAGGAAAUGCUUCACACUUUCCAAUGGAAAUUGUGAAGAUUUUAAUUUGGGCUGGAUUGCAUCUCACAUUUUGUAAAGAUUCUUAAAAGAAGGAAUAGAGAUAAGAGAAUAGGUUGGACUUGGUGUUUGCUGAUGGAAGGAUUCCAUUAACUGUCCUGGUUUCCCUUUGUGGUAACUCUUUUAAUCUUCUAUACAUGAGUGCUGAAUUAACCUCAGGAGUGCUGUUCACAAUAUGCUAGUAGUCCUUUUGUGUGUGUCUCUACAUUAACAAACAAGCAGUAACUUUCUAUACAGAUAACUGUUUUAACCUGUAGCUGCAAACUAAAACAAGAGUCCAGUGGUACUUUAGAGACAUGUCAGCAGAGGCAUGAAGUGUGCAUUGACAAGGCAAACACAGAUAUUUGUCCCAGCACUAUCCUGAAUAAAGACACUUGAUAGCUACACUUAGAUUAACUGGCUUGUUUAAAUGGGUGAUCGAUUUGCUUAUUUUAAGGACAGGCUGCACUAGGAAGUCUUCAUAGCUGCCACCUGGGCAACUACAUCCUGGUUCCAAAUACAGCUAUUGCUGAAAUUGCUGGCUUUAUUUAUCUUCACCAAUGCAUGAAUGUGUCAACAGCUGUCUUUCAAUGAGCCAAAAAAGUUGCCUGGAAGGAGACACAAUCCCACAGCAGAGGGACUAUGUAUGCAAAUACAGGCAAGGGGGUGCUGAGGAGUGGGAAGGGAGAGGGUUGGGAUCCAUUCUGACAGCCACCAGCUAAAGAGAUUCCCACGAGUGCUGAUCCUCUGCUCAUGUAAGCAGUCACAUGACCAUUCUAAAAGGACAGAAAAACUUAUGUGAGCUGAAGAACCCUUCUGUGUACUGAGAAAGUGCAAGCUGUUAUCAUGGCAAAGUGUUCACAGAUAAUUUAGUCCUGUUGCCCAUGAGAAGGUACAAAUAGUUCUUUAUGGAAGCCCUGCGUUGGUCGAUCAUUAGAACCCAUUCAUAGGUGACAAGCAGGAACUUUCAGUUUUCCCUUCUUGAGUUAGAAUGCUGAAAUUUAAGGAAUAAAUUGAAAGCUGCAGUCUAUUUUAGUAGGGUAAAGCCUUCACUUCAUUCUUCCCCUUGCAGUCAUAUAUAGUAUAGAAGCACUUUUGCAGCAACUGCCAAAAUAACAAUGCAGUUAUUUCUAAUGCUGUGGUUAAGUAGUUAAUAUGAAUUUGGAAAAAAAAAAACACCUUUCCUUUUGUACUCACUUUUGCACACCUUUUGUAUCGUAGAAGAAUCUAUACCUAUUAUAUCGUUCCAGCCAUAAGCAUUCUAUGGACACAGGUUUCAGCACAAAUGCUGGUCCGGAAAAGGCUAAAUGCAGCUUUUGAUGUGUCCCUUCUGUGCUUGAUUACAGCUGGAUCAAGGCCUACGUCUUAAUCAUGCUUACUUUUUCCUGUACCAAGUACAUCUGUGACAGUUGCUGUACUCUGUAUUAAUGUUUUGUAUUUCUGCCUUUGUGGACGUAAUUCAUUGAAUAAUACAUACAAGAUAAGGAAAAGACUUUGUUUCUUAGACCUGGCAAUAAAUGUGUGAGUUGAGAGCUCCUAUUUUCUAACUUGUUUCUGGCUUUGUAAUUGAUGUUUUAGGUACUUAGAUGAUACCAGCAACCUGCCAUUGAUUAAUUCUGGAGCUUUAGUGUAAUAAUGUAAUAUACACACUUUUGGCAUUAAAA
Molecule: messenger RNA, 5187 nt
Organism: Sphaerodactylus townsendi
Lineage: Eukaryota; Metazoa; Chordata; Lepidosauria; Squamata; Sphaerodactylidae
Gene: TSHR
Product: thyroid stimulating hormone receptor
Exons: 12
Coding region: 254-2602 (782 amino acids)
Biological process (GO): G protein-coupled receptor signaling pathway
Cellular component (GO): membrane
Molecular function (GO): thyroid-stimulating hormone receptor activity
Source: RefSeq, a predicted model, not a curated record